Messenger RNA from Caenorhabditis auriculariae, 2366 nucleotides. The record is from the annotation of a GenBank genome assembly. NCBI's taxonomy places the organism in Eukaryota, Metazoa, Nematoda, Chromadorea, Rhabditida, Rhabditidae.
AUGUAUCGGACAACCUCGGUACGUCAAGGGUAUAGUUUAGCCGAUAAAUUGCGACAAGCUGUCACUGGCGGGGCUGAAGGCAAGAAGAAGGGCGUCGUUGGGACUAUUGCAGUUAAAGAUGAACAGGUAAAUUAUUUCUUUCUCUCCGAGUUAGUCGCAAAAUAUUCAGGGAGAAGAUUUUCGGGAAUUGUUUGUGAUGCCAAAAAGAAAAUUGCGAGGUCAGCUACAAUUGGAACAGUCUACGGGUCGUGCUGAAAUAAAGCAAAGAAGUAGGAAUGAUUUGAACGACCGGCUGGCUGCUCGGAGGCCGAGAAGCGAAGAAAUGAAUCCUGAACAGGUGAGGAACAAACAGAAACGUUAUUCUGAAAUGCAAUUUACUGUUCGAAUGAAGUCAAUAAAUGGUUUUGAAGGACUGGACAAACGUGUGGCCAGCGGCGCGAUCUUUCAGCGCUAGUGUCGUUCCGCUACCUGUUCGGAUGGGCUCCAGACCAAACGUCGAAAAAAGAGCUCCUUUCAAAAAAGAAGUGAAAUUUACCCUACUUGAAUACAAUAAAAAUAUUAAAUUUCUUUCAGGGAAAUCUUGAACUGGUUAAAAUUCCCAAUUUCCUUCAUUUGACGCCAGCGGCCAUUGAGAAGCACUGCAAAGCUUUACAAAGUUUAAAAAAAAGGUUUUUUUUUUCAAAAUAAGGUUUUCAGAGUUCUGCACUCCUUAUCCACAAGAACUGCUAGAUGACGCAAAGUUAGUAGACUCGGAACUACCUGUUUCUGUUUCCUACAGCACUUACGUUCAUCAGGGCACGAAUAUUAGGGAUAUGCGAUCUAGAGUUGUCACUUUCAAGGUAAGAGUCCUUAUUUCAACACUUAUCUUGUGCGUGGUUUCAGAUUGACGUCGGCGCUUUGAAUCUGAAGGAAAAAGCCAAGGAAAAGUUGAUUCGUCUGGCUGGAACUCGCUUCGACGAGAGCUCUAAUAUUUUGACUAUUAUCACCGACAGGUAGCCAUUUUCUUGAACCUGAGUAAUUGAAUUUUUUUCCCUUUUCGCUCAAAUAUUCGUUGAAACGGAAAAAAAAUGCGUAAACCGAAAUAAAUGAACUUCACUUCUAAGGAAUUUUUGGGUGAAAAUUCAAUUUAGAGUUUUCGUACGUACGUUUAAAAACUUUUUUUCCUUGAUAUAUGUUCACUUUUCUUUCAAAAUACAUAAAAGGCUGUGUUUAAUGACCGAAAAAAAAAACUGAAGAAGAUCUCGUCUUUUAUGAAAUUCCUCAAUUGAAAUUUGUGUAAUUUCGUGUAAUUUCGAAUAGACAGAUUAUGCAAUAAGAAAAAAAAAAUUUGAUGUGAGCGAAGUUUCUUUUUCAUACUUUUGUGUGACUGAAUUCGUUUUUUUUCCGAAUUAUGAGCCUUUUAAAUCCGCAAACUACAAAAAUAAUCGAAUAAAGACUUUGUUUGAGUGGUUCGCAGCUUCAUGACUCGAAAAAAGAUCUGUUGCGUGAAAAAUGUUUCUUUUCGUGAUUUCGGAAAUCUUAAAGUACAUUUGAGCCAAGUUUCACCAAAGGUUUGAACUUUUAGGCCAAAAAAAAAAAACUCAAUCGCUAGAAGAAAUGAAGCCAUUUUCAUUUUUAUGUUUUUAUUAUUUUCCAGAUGUCACACGCGAAAGCAGAAUUUGGAUUAUGCCUAUUAUUUGUUGACGGUUCUCUAUCACGAAGCCAAUGUAACUGGUUGAGCUUGAACUUCAUAGUGCUGAACAUUUCCAGAAAGUCGAAGCUUGGGAAAAAGGCCGAGAGCGGCUGGACAACCUGAAAGUCUCGUUCGACGGGUCUCGAAGCAAAGAAAAGCUCGUCGACCUUCUUUCCAAGAUUUCUCAAGUCCCACAACUUGUAAGUACAUUUAAAAAAAAAAAGGAACAUUUUUCUUCAUCCUUAUGUUCCGCGCGAAAUUGUCACGUUAAAAAAAGCACUGCUGAAAAAAACAGCUACCGUGAACACAGUUUUUUUGUUUGCGUUUUAGCUCUACAGAACUGCAAAAACAAAGGUCGUUUUCGGGUUUCCGAACAUGUAAGGUUUCUAGGCGACAACUGGGGGGUUAAUACGAUUCUCAUAUCUGAUGAAAACCUUUUUUUAAUUAAUUGUUAAUGUUCUAGGAUCCUGCGGUGAAAGGAGAGGGAAAAGACGUCGCAGAACAUGAAAAAGUUGCCAAAUUCGCGAAAAUGUGGCAACGUUACCGGAACACGGUAAAUAUACCUCUUUGAAAGAAAAAUCGGUACAAAACUUCCUUGCAGGAAGAAUCGGCCGAAGCGACUAGGGAAUACGGACGGAUGAUGAAGGAACUACUGGGUCUUCCCAAAAACUCGUCUCCAUCUUCUCAUCCGUGA